This is a messenger RNA of Arvicola amphibius (Eurasian water vole), 1703 nucleotides long. RefSeq names its product synaptotagmin 14 (gene Syt14). NCBI's taxonomy places the organism in Eukaryota, Metazoa, Chordata, Mammalia, Rodentia, Cricetidae. Bases 93 to 1703 code for a protein of 536 amino acids. The transcript has 8 exons. The record is from RefSeq and is a predicted model, not a curated record.
GAACCUGUGGAGUACAUGAACUCAUCUGUAUUAGAAAAGUCUCUCCAGAGGCAGUUGGAUUUUUGUCAGCGAUUGGGGUGUUUAUUGUCUUGAUGCUGCUCCUUUUUCUCUAUAUUAAUAAGAAGUUCUGUUUUGAAAAUGUUGGAGGUUUUCCAGACCUUGAUCCAGGAUACAGCACACAGAAGAACUCACAAGAUAAAAUGUAUAAUUCCUACAUGGACAGAGAUGAGCCUGGUUCAUCCUCUGAAAGUGAAGAUGAAGCAUUGGGUAAAUAUCACGAGGCCUUGUCCAGAGCACACACCUCCAGGUGGCCGUUGGUGGAGUCUAGACAGCAGAGCUACGCCUGGGAGACGAGGCAGAAGUACAGCCCGCUGUCUGCGGAGCACGACGGGUACAGCAGCGACGCGUCCACGGAGGACGGAAACUGCAUUCAGAGAAUGAGAAGGACACCUCCAUUGGAUGAGCUGCAGCCACCACCUUACCAAGACGACAGCGGUUCGCCUCACCUCUCAUGCACACCCUCUGAGAUCGGGGAUGGCAAGUGUGAGAUUUCCCGCUGCAGCAACAGCCCACGCUGCUCUUUCAACAAGUGCCCUAGCGAAGGAAGCACAGGGCACGAGGCAGAGAGCUUUCACAAUAAAGGCUAUGAAGAUGAUGUCCCUAGCGACAGCACCGCAGUCCUCAGCCCCGAAGAAAUGUCAGCCCAAGGAUCCUCCUCACAGCUUCCUAAACCUUUUGAUCCAGAACCAGAAGCUAAAUAUGGCACACUGGAUGUGACUUUUGACUAUGAUUCACAAAGACAGAAGCUUCUGGUGACGGUGACAGCUGUCACAGACAUUCCAACGUAUAACAGGACAGGUGGCAACUCGUGGCAGGUGCAUCUUGUUCUUCUACCUAUAAAGAAACAGAGAGCCAAAACCAGCAUCCAGAGAGGACCAUGCCCUGUCUUCACAGAAACAUUCAAAUUUAACCACGUUGAAUCAGAGAUGAUUGGAAACUAUGCAGUUAGGUUUAGACUGUAUGGUGUCCAUCGUAUGAAGAAAGAAAAGAUUGUGGGGGAAAAGAUUUUUUAUUUAACAAAGUUGAAUCUUCAAGGGAAAAUGUCGUUACCCGUGAUACUGGAGCCUUCCUACAACCCUUCUGGCUGUGACUCCCAGGUGAGCUUGUCAGAAGUGUCCUGUGGUGAAAGCACAUCCUCCUGUCAGUCCCUUGAACACGGCUCCGUUCCAGAGAUCCUCAUUGGGCUCCUUUACAAUGCCACCACUGGACGACUAUCAGCAGAAGUGAUCAAAGGCAGCCACUUCAAAAACCUGGCAGCAAACAGACCACCCAAUGGACUGUUCUGUUGUCUAAAACACUUGAUAGGUGGACAGGUUUAUAUAAUCCGAGAUACAUAUGUUAAAUUAACACUGCUGAAUUCAAUGGGCCAAGAGAUGUCCAAGUGCAAGACAUCCACCCGCAGAGGGCAGCCAAACCCGGUGUACAAGGAAACUUUUGUUUUUCAAGUGGCCUUGUUUCAACUUUCUGAUGUGACUCUGAUACUGUCUGUGUAUAACAAGCGCAGCAUGAAAAGAAAGGAGAUGAUAGGCUGGAUUUCCUUAGGUCUGAACAGCUCUGGGGAGGAGGAGCUUAGACACUGGACUGCAAUGAAGGAGUCCAAGGGACAGCAAGUGUGCAGGUGGCACGCCCUGCUGGAGUCCUGA